Molecule: messenger RNA, 8740 nt
Organism: Pseudo-nitzschia multistriata
Lineage: Eukaryota; Bacillariophyta; Bacillariophyceae; Bacillariales; Bacillariaceae
Source: the annotation of a GenBank genome assembly
CAGAGAAACAAACAGUUCCACAGCUACAUUGUUCCUUGCUCUCCUUCUGCAAUCGACUGUGUAAUAAAGAAUAUAUCGACUCGAUCAAUCAUUUCAUUGACGACGUCCCUCUGGCAAUCGCAGCCUUGUUUAUAUCAAUCAGAAAACAAUUCUCAUUUCCGAACUGAAUCCAAAGAAUGUUUCAUCGUUCAAGCAAUAUCGCACAACCCUCUCAAUCGGUAACGGGGAAUCCUAGGCGUGGGGCCUUCCGAGUGAGUCGACGCAGAAAUUUGAGACACGGACAAAGAUGCGGACAAAGCUACUUUUACGGUUCCUUACGUUGAUACGAUUGUGGAUGUUGCCUUCCGCGACAAGUUUAAUGAAGUUUUGGUGAAAGGAUAAUCUUGCAAUAAAUUGACAAUCACCAUUCUUACAUUUCUAUCUCCAUUAAUUUUUUACAGGAUCUAACAAAUGCUAACCAGCAAGAAAACAACAAUGGUGGCAAGUCGGGAAAAAAUAUUCUUCCAGAGAAACGCGUUGCUCGUCCCGAUGCCUUUGUUCCAGUCAGUCGACAACCUAAUUCCUACCAGCACAGCAAUCGUCAGGGUGUUGUUAUGGAACAGCGUAACCCAGAGGAUGAACAACGGGAAGCCCAAACUCUUCAACAUGUCAUGCACAGAAGUGUCUCGAUGAACAACAAUCCCUCAGUUGCUGUCAAUCCCUCGAGUUACCAAUUCGGACCUGCCGACAAUAUCGAUGAACGAGAUGCGGAAGAUCCGCUUUGUGCCACGGAAUAUGUUCAGGAUAUGUACGAUCAUUUUAGAGCGAAGGAAGGAAUAACAUCGGUCCGCCCGCUGUACAUGGAAAACCAGACUCACAUCAACGAACGCAUGAGAUCUAUUCUUGUCGACUGGUUGGUUGAAGUUCAUUUGAAAUUUAAGCUGGUACCAGAGACCUUGUACCUUACAAUCAAUUUGAUUGAUCGUUACCUUGAGAGGCAAGAAGUAUCUCGGCCCAGGCUUCAGCUUGUCGGAGUGACUUCUCUAUUGAUUGCUUCAAAAUACGAAGAAAUCUACCCACCAGAACUACGGGAUUUAGUUUAUAUUUGCGACCGUGCCUACACUCGAAAAGAGGUAUGAUGAUGUAGACACACUCAUGUGCAUUUUCCCUUCAUAGUACUUUGGAUGUCUCUAACCUUCUUCGUUGUUUUCUUCUUCAAUUUGUUAGAUAAUUGAAAUGGAGGAACAGAUCUUGAAGACGCUCGAGUAUAACAUUACUAUUCCAUCCGCACAUGCUUUCCUCGUCCGAUUCCUGAAGGCUGCCCAUGCCGACAAGCGAAUCGUGCAGCUAUCUUGUUUUAUCCUAGAUGGAACCCUUCAAAGCUACAACUUGCUUCACUAUCUUCCUAGUCAGCUCGCAGCUGCAGCGGUCUUCAUCGCGCGUCGUACUGUGGGUCGAAACUCUUGGAGUCCAACUUUACUUCGCUACGCUAUCUACCGUGAGGAAGAGAUUGCACCUAUUGCUAGAGCUGUAAUGGCCGAAAAAUCUUCGGCCGCUCACGAACUCCGUGCGGUCAACAAGAAAUACACUAGCAGUCGUUACGGCGCGGUUGCGAACUUAGCGCUUAGCUGCGACUUCUAAAUGCAGUGUUACCAUCGUGGCGGAUAAUGGUAAAUCCGAUUGCGCAUCUGGUAUUUGUCUACCUACCAACCAGCUCGAGAAUAACGACAAUUUUACCAUCGCAAAAAUGAUACGACUCUGUUUCGCUGACUCUUUGGAAGAGCAGCGUUAACAUCGAGAUAAAAUAGCAACAUUGGGACUCAGCAAAGAGGAGAAAGGUUGUGAAAACAACAUCCGGUCCGACUCGUAAUCAGGGGACAGAUGGAUGGGAAAGGAAACCCACCGUGACUUUUUGCUGUAUAUUAUUCUAUGACAGCUAAAAAGGCAUCCCAUGAGGGAAAGCUAGCAACUAGCGAUGUAAUGAUAAAAUUUAUACAUCCUAUUGAAACAAGUCAACUCGAUGCGACUGACUUCAAAAGGCAUACAAUACAUUCAUAACGAUAACAUAAUAACAACAUGUAAAAACGUGGAUUUCCGACUUGCCCAAUUGCUUGCGAAGUAAAAGCACCGAUUUCGAUGUACGGUUCUUUGUUGAUGUUGUCAACUUAUUUUCUUUCCGCUUCCUUCUCUAGCAGUCUGUUCUUGGUUUGGUUUUUGCAUAGAAAAAGAGGAAACUGAAUGUUGUGAAUUUGGUACACUAUGAAUGUGUCAAUUAUUGACAAUGAUACUACUACUACCAACAGCAGAAUAUUGUGGUGGAUAAUACAACCAGCAUGCUGGCACCAGACGCUCAUCAGAGCUUCCAACCAGUUACUGGUAAUAUAUACUAUUGGAUGGUACAGAUGGUAGUGGUGUCUCAAUUCACUUCUUGCAGGAUAUUCCUACUACAGAGAACCAUGGUCCUGCUCUCCUGCCAACUUAAAGCUGCACUAUUAGCCAAUUUUGAAGUAGUAGUGCCACUCCUUUCAAUGCAAGUGCCCUUUAAUUCAAUAUCGCCAUUGGGCCUCAUCUACAAUCACAGUCUGCUGCAAGUGCAAUCUACUUUCUGCGUGAUAAAUAUUUGGGGGUGCAUCAACUAGAGGUGUUUUUGCAACUGAGUUUCAAUAUGAGUUUUCUAACACCAGUUGCAUGUGGAAACAAUGAGAGGGGGGGAAAAAUAUUUUGAAGUUAUUUGCUUGGAGAAGUUAAGAACUUCAAAUGUGCUGGUUGCACUGGUAUUGUAUAGGCUCAGCUACUAAAAGAGAGAAAUUCCAUGAAAUGUUGGCUAAUUACUGGGUUUACUACUACUUUGGUCAAUAUGAGACCAUUUUCAACCCACAGAACCAUCACAACAUGGAAUUGGUGCAAUUCCAACACAUGAACCUAGCCCCCAUGCACCUUUCUCCAUCAUGUUAAAUCUGGAAGAGAAUUGGUUUUGUGGUUGGAGAGCAAUUCCAUGAAAUGUUGUUGUGUUACUGGGUUUACUACUAUUUUGGUCAAUCUGACACCAAUGUCAACUUACCAACCCACAGAACAAUCAGAAUGACACAAAAGAGAUUCACAGAGCACCACGGCACCAAUAGAGGCUUGCAAUACAAUGUACAAACUUCGUCAUCCAUAAGGCCUAAAAACAAGGUCAACCACUUCCAAAAUACUACUACUACUACUACUACUACUACUACUACUACUACUACUACUACUACUACUAGUAAUUUGAGUCCUGGACUAUCCAGAGUCUGUAUUUGGUCCAUAUUUUGGCAGAAUAAUGGUCACAUGCAAUGCAAAACAGAUUCACAUAGCUCCAAUGGCACCAAUAGACUCCCAACACAACCAAUACACUAACAACAUGGUCACUCACUUCCAAAAUUCCACUAGUUUUUGUACAUGUUGGGUACAAUCCCUUUUUUCCACAUUUAUGACUGGUCAGAAAAAUACUUGUCGAUUUUGACAGUUUUGGGUGGUGUUUUGGAUGCAUUUUUGUUGACAAGAUCAUUAUCUCAAAAAAUGUGGCACAAAUUUCAAAUGUGUUGUUGCUGGCUGCUCCUGAUUUUACCACAGAUGUAAAAAACAAUGAAAUGUUUUUUGGGUGGUUCAGAUACCUCUGGUGUAGUUCCUGGAGGUAAAACUUUUGAGAAGCAGAUGGUCCAAAAUUUGCUCCAGCCUAGAAUAAGUCAAAGAGUGAUUGUUUCUGCAUUAAUUUCCAAAAAAGCAAAUGAGAGAAGAUAAAUUGAAGUACAAGAUGAGGAAAUUGGUGGGGGCAAGCAACAAGAAGAAGGUUUCAAUCUAACUGACCCAGAUGGAGAAAUGUGUGAAGAAGGAGACGAUAGUAAUAUUGGAAUACUGGGAGAGGGGGAGAUGAUGUAGACAACAGCAUAAAUGAUAGGGAAAAGGAAAUACUCCAUAGAAUUAGAGCAGAUCCCUCAGUAGAUCUUCUGAUGGAAGCCAACAUACUACAGACCAAGCACAAACUUACAAUGAUUUGUGUUCCCGCAAUUAUGAAUUGGGCAAGGCAAGCAACAAAAGUUCAGCAAGUUGAUUUUUCAGAAAUGAGGACAGAUUGGAGAGGCACUGUUAUGGAUGAUCUUGCUAAAAAAUGGGGAUGGAUGAAAUGGAACACCACACCUUCCAGCAAACACAUAUUGAUUGGUUGCCAGGUGAUUUUUAACAGCAAGUGCAGAUACAAAGUUUUCUACAGGCCUUGCACAGCCUCCUGACAAACAAGGAUUUAAUGAGGGAAGAUAACCUAUCCUUUCCCCACAGCACAGAUCCCGUGUCUCCAGAACAUUAUUGGUCACUGACAGAAAAUUUGGUUAUCACUGAAUUACAUCAUGGUAGCUGGUGGACUGAAUCUUGGAAAGCAGAAAUCUGCAACAAAGAGAAGGGGAAAAUUUUGGUGCUGUUCAUAUUCUACAUGGAUGUUAUCUCCCUGGACAAUAAAGAGAGCCUAAUGUUUUGCCCUUUGAAUACAACACUUGGUAUACUCAAUAUGGAGAGGAGAAAGCAACCCAAUGGUUUGACAACAAAAUAUUUCCACCCACAAGAAGAAAAAAUAGGACCAAAAGCUACAUCAAUAGAAAAAGUAAAAAGUCUCCACAACCAAAUCAAGGCUGCUAUGGCCUCUUAUAGAGCUCUAACAGAAAGCCAGAAAUGGGUACAAUAGGACUACCUGAAAUAUUGUGGAAAAGAUUGGAAAGUCCUGAUGAAAUUUGCAAUUGUGUAUGUCAUUGGUGAUACACAAUAGCAUGGCAAGCUCUUUGGUAGGUAUCAUGCCUCCGAAUAGUGAAGGAACAAAAUGGCUAUGCAGAAAUUGUAACUGUCAAAAGGAUCCUGCUAAUGUGGUCCUGAACAAGAACAUUGGACCAAAUGCAUUUAGGUUCAGCAUGUAGAUACCCAACAUCUUCUGUCCUCUGGUAGGAGAUAAGGAAGAAGAAUUCUUGAAGAAUGUUUCUCAUCAUAGUAACAUUGAAAACUCCUAGUGAAAAUUUGGAAACCUUCACCUAGAAUUGGUAGGAAGGUAGAGGUCCUUGCACAACAAUUUGGGCUUUACAUGGGGCUUUAUUGAGACAACAGUCAGAUAGACUUUUACCAAGGACAAAGUUUGGACAGCAAAUUCUUCAUGCAAUGAAAAAGGAAGGACAUGAUUUUGCUGGUAUGCUGAAUUGUAUUCUCCUGGCUAUAUGUUCAAAGUGAGGUAGACAUGUUGUGGACAGUACCCAAUUUGUCAACAAGCAGGUCAAGCUUAUUGAAAUUGUUCUGUCUGUAGAGGAGUUCCUGAAACAUUGGAAAAUCACAGUGAAGCAAAGAAAUGGUCUUCAAAAAGUGGUGGAACACUUUAUCAAUGUCAUCAGCAGUACCUGUCUUAGGUCAGGAAUGGGAACAAAACUCAUUAUAAACCAUUUGUAUUUUCACUUCCAGAAGUACAUUGAGUUGUGGGGUUCACCAAAUGGUUGGGAUUAAGCACCAAUUGAGGCUCACCACAGAACAGAAAUAAGAGCACCAUCAAAGAACAACCAAUGUAACUCUUCUACCUUAGUGGAACAAACACCAAAAAGACAGUCAGAACUCAUGAUAUCAAAAACUGCUUCUUGCAACUUUCUGCUACAAAAGGCAUGGAACGAGGAAUGCAUAACAGUCCAAGCAAGAGACAACCAAGCUGGAUCAAAGUUUAAUAUAAUGAGGGGAAGCCAUGGAAGACCAACAAUGAAAUGAGAAAGGGGGGAAAAGAAGGACCUUCUUCCUGGAUGUUGUACUAGAAUAUUGCUGCAAACAGGUUCUGCCAUUUUUGACAGAUAAAACAGAAGUGUGCAGAUUUACAGACCACAACAGCAACUAUGAUGGUGAAUAUCAUUUGUUGCAGUCAAAUCCAUCAUUUGGAACUGACAGUGGGCAGGGAAAUGGUACAUGAAUGGAUUGGGCUGUCUUCAACUGUGAUGAAUAAUAUUAUCCAAGCCAUAUUAUGUGUUUCCUUGAUCUGAAGGCAUAUGGUUUGGAUGAUAAUGCAUAGGAUGGAAGGGAAUGCUCCUUGAUGAUUGAAGAUGGUUUUUAUGCCAUUGUCCAUUGUUUCCAAAGGGAACCAAAACCAACAGACUACUACAGUCUUAUCAAAAUGGGAGUCAUUGAUCAAAGAAAGUUUUACAUAUUACCAAAAAUUGUUUCCAUAGUUGCUGUGGUGCCAAAUCUAGAAGUUGUGUCAAAUCAUCUGGCAUGGCUUGACCAUUUUGGAAGCAAUUAAGGUGGCUGAAAAAUGAAUACACAUAUAUUGCAAGUUUAAAGUGGUGUCUUAUAUCCUAUCAUGUGUCAUUGUGGUCUUCCUCCUUUCCUGAAAAAUAGAAUGUUCAUCUUCUGUUUCCUCUUCAUCUUCUGUUUGCAAUUUAUCCUCUGUUUUCCCCUCAUCCUCCUUUUCCUCACCACCACCAGCAUUACUAUUGUCUAAACACUAGUGGCAGGCAUGAACCAAUCCAAAGGUGCAUACCCCAAGGGGAACGCUGUCCAAAGUUCUUCUGGUGUUGUAAAAAGCUGUGGUUAGUUCUUUGUCUUCUGGUUUUGGAUUUGCAUUUUGGGGUUGACUCUUAUGGCAUACUGCUCCUUAUAUUUUAGACAAUAAGGGACAGGGAACAAUGCAUGGGAUGGUGCACAAUACACCAUGGACCAAAUGAGGUAGGGCACUGUAGUUCUUUUUUUAACAGAAAAAAAAUAGCAGGACCACACCCUUCUUUAUUUCUUGCAGAACAAUGCUUUUGAAAUUUUUGAGAGAUUGAUCAAUGCUCCCAACUUGUUGUUGCAUGCAUCCUUGAACUGACAAAAAUAGCCUGCUGGAGUCAAAUUGUCAACUGCCAAACUUGUCCAUCCUUUCUUGCACUGUAGAUACCAAAGUGGCAGGAUCAAUAAUGUUGUCAUCAUCGUUUUUUCUUCUUGGUUUGACCCAAUUUCCAGUCUAGUUGUUUUUCCCCUUAUACCUGAGCUGGUCUUCCAGUUUGUGAACUUUUUCCAGAACAAGUUGUUUGUUCUCUCUCUUGAGUUCCACACCAGUAGGGGGGGGGGGGGGGCACCAUUCUUGUCACAGUGGUUGUGGUUGUGGACCUGUCUCACCAUCUUGGUAACAGUGAUGAUGCCAAAUUACUAUCUUUGAAGUCAAAGUAAAUGGCACAAUUGGAUAGGAAAAUGAUACUAACAAUAUUCUCAGCCGUCCAUUACUGUCUUUGGUCCCAUUUCAUUCUUUUUCUUGUGCACCAAAAUCAGAAGGAAAGAGGAAGCAUAAUGCUAAUUGUGAUUGGUAACAAAAGCAUUCCCUCUUCUUUUUUAUGCACUUCUAGUAAGAUGGUUUUGAUUUUGUUGUCUUGUAAAGGUAUUUUCUAAUUUAUUGUAUGAUUCUUGUAUUUUUUGAGUCUACUGAACUUUUUCACAUGUGCUCUAGCCUGUUGCGAUGGAACAUAGGACCAGAGGAUGUUGCGAAUCAAUUUUUCAGGGUAUAACCUGCGCUUUCCAUUGCUCCGUUUAGCAUCAAGUUCGAAAUCAUUGCCCAAGACCGAGGAUAAUAGCUAGAAGGCAAGGGAGUUGCUCCCAAGAUUUCACCUGCAACGUCAACCAUUGCAUUGGCGUUUGUUAUAUCAGAGGAUGCAGCAAUCAGAGAUGAAUAAGUAGGACCGUAGAUAAAGGCAUUGGACUGCCAGUCCCCAAACAUAUUGAUGUUUUGCCCCGUGUUGGGACCGCGGCAACUAGGAAAGGUAGCAGAAGAGAAAGAUCCGUUUUGAAAGUUUCCAUCCAUUCGCCCAUAAAAGUUGCUCAAGUAAGGAGACCAGUCACCCGACAUUUCCGGAUAAAAUGCUGCAUCUAAGGCAACACGGAAUGUGGUGCGAGCAGCCUCAGCUCCAUACUCAUACUGUGGAGUGCCACUACCGGAAAAUCCACCUCCAGAGUGAAUGAUGUUGCCGCUGCUAUCUUCCCCAAUCGUUGCCCAAUUGGGAACGAGAGCGCCUCCAUUCGAGCACUGGACAGCACGCAAGACUUCAUGAGAAGUAGCAAUCAACUUGUUCCAUUCUUCUUCUGGAAUUCCACUGUAGCCAUCACGGUCGCUGUUGGAGAAUGAUUUUUGGUAAUCUUUCAUGACGCGGAAAGAUCCAGGAGAAUGGUAGCUGGGGUUGUUUCCCUCACCUUCCCACCCGCCCCAACAGGAGCCAAGCUUCACCAAACGAUGGUUGCUUCUAGAUUUGUCAACCUCGAAUUCAAAAAAUGCAGUUGCUGAAGCAUCGGCCCAUUUUCUUGCUGUUUCAUACCAACUUGGUUUAUUUGUGUCAUUCUCCACGGCCUUUACUGCUAAAAUGAUGCCCACGAUGGCAUCCUCGUCAGCAUCAGGAGCAGGUCCAGUGGAUUCGGAACCUCCGGUCUUGUAAUGUCUCCAAUCGGGAAGGCAGACGUACUUUGAUCCAGACGAAGACUUGCAAUAAUCCCCCCCCGGUUGACAGUUGGAUCCUUUGUUGGACGAAUUCUUCGACAUUUCGAUCCAAAAGUUGAAAUAUCCCUCAAAAGAAUCGAGGACAUCGGAACGUCUAGAAUUCGGAACCCUCCCUGCGUGGGUGUUCCAACUCGCAAGUACAGUCCCGGUGAUCAACAGUCCAUAUGCUUGACUUUCGCUGACCACUAGAUUUCCAGACCCGGCGGCUCCACCACUGUUGCAAGAAAAAAAUAUGGAUCCAAGUUAGUAUAAUCAAUUCAGUUGCAAAUG